AGGAGAUGGUCAGAGACUGCAGACAUACUACAGGAGAUGGUCAGAGACUGACGACAUAGUACAGGAGAUGAUCAGAGACUGCAGACAUAGUACAGGAGAUGGUCAGAGACUGCAGACAUAGUACAGGAGACGGUCAGAGACUGCAGAUAUACUACAGGAGACGGUCAGAGACUGCAGAUGUACUACAAGAGACGGUCAGAGACUGCAGACGUACUACAGGAGACGGUAAGAGACUGCAGACGUAUUACAGGAGACGGUAAGAGACUGCAGACGUACUACAGGAGACGGUAAGAGACUGCAGACGUACUACAGGAGACGGUCAUAGAC
Molecule: messenger RNA, 327 nt
Organism: Staurois parvus
Lineage: Eukaryota; Metazoa; Chordata; Amphibia; Anura; Ranidae
Source: the annotation of a GenBank genome assembly